This is a messenger RNA of Metopolophium dirhodum (rose-grain aphid), 837 nucleotides long. RefSeq lists its product as uncharacterized. The transcript has a single exon. The record is from RefSeq and is a predicted model, not a curated record. Lineage: Eukaryota; Metazoa; Arthropoda; Insecta; Hemiptera; Aphididae. The coding region runs from base 152 to 715 and encodes 187 amino acids.
UACCGUGAAUAAGUUCUUAAUUCUUUUAUUAAUUAUUAUUUACUAACGUAUUCAUUUUAUUUGAGCAGUUUUAUUAAUUUAUUUAAUUGAGUUUAAUUAACUAUCCUAAUCUGUUUUACUGUAUAAAGUGUUAUUUAAAUUUUUAUCAAAUAUGAGUUCGAAUUUUAAACGUGAAAGCGGAACACUUGAUAGUUUUUUUAUGCCCCGAGAAAAAAAACCUAAAAAUGCGACUAAUACUGCCAUUUGUGCUACUAGUUCACACGAGCUAGUGAUGCCCAAUGAAGAUAAUUUUGUUAGUGAUAGUCAAAUCGAUAAUCAAAUACAAGAUGUAUGGGAUACUUCCAAAAUUUGGCGGACAUUAGGUUUUUCUGAAUUUGAAAGUGUAGUUGACUUCCGUUCAAGAAAUGUUUUUUCUAGUUGCAUGAAAGCAUUAAAUAUACUCCCAACUUCAACAGCUGAUUGUGAACGAGGGUUUUCCGAUAUGAAUUUGACAAUAACUGAUUUAAGGACUAGAUUAAACAUUGAAAAUGUGUCAGAUUUGAUGUUCAUCUCUAUCAAUGGCCCUUCAAUUGCAGAUUUUAAUCCUAGACCUUAUAUUAAAAUUUGGUUAAGAGAUCACCGUUCUGCCGUUUCCACUCCUAGAGGUAAAGAAAGAAAAGAAAUAGACGACGAAAAUAAGAUGCAGAAAUUAUUUUUUAACAAUUUAUUUAAUUAAUUUUUUUAGUAUUUGUAUAUUUUCAUAUUUUAUUGACUUAUAAAGGUAAUUUCAAGCUUUUUUUAAAAGUUUGAUUUUUUUUUCAUAUUUUUAACACAUCCUUUAUAAUUAUAGACCACAGU